Messenger RNA from Acyrthosiphon pisum (pea aphid), 2073 nucleotides. RefSeq lists its product as uncharacterized. NCBI's taxonomy places the organism in Eukaryota, Metazoa, Arthropoda, Insecta, Hemiptera, Aphididae. The record is from RefSeq and is a predicted model, not a curated record. The coding region runs from base 139 to 1065 and encodes 308 amino acids. The transcript is spliced from 3 exons.
UUCACUUAUAAUUUCACAGGCCUCAAUACUUAUGAAAGAAGUUUUACUUCCCCAGAGUGUAAUGGUGGGCUCACUCACUCGUUUUUAUGGGAUACCGACAUCAGAAAAGUGAGGUUACAAAAGUACAUUGAUAACACUAUGAGUAAAAAGAAAGCCGAGGAAUGUGAAAAUGGAGUUACAAAAAAAGCAAAACAAAAUCGAAAUGAAUACUAUCGGUCACUACUGAGAUCGUCAAAACAACAGAUACAACAGGGUGUUACUGAUACAAUACAGAAACCUUGGCCUGCACCAAAAACAAACGCUGAACGUUGCCGAGCUUACCGAGCACGUCAAAAAGCAGCACGUCAACAAAAUUCACAAGAAGUUAUUGAUACAAUACAGGGACAUUUAGUAGAAGAGGGCAGCUCACACAGUAUGAAUUUACAGCAAGCUAAAACAUCCACAGAACGUGUGCACGCAUACAGAGUACGACAAAAAAAUAAAGACAAAGAUAAACCUCGGCCUGCACCAAAAACAAAUGCUGAAUAUUGCCUAGCCUACCGAGCACGUCAAAAAGCAGCAUGUCAACAAAAUUCACUAGAUGUUAUUGAAAUAAUACAAAAAAAUUUGGUAGAGAGUGAUGGCUCCAUUGCAGGUCCAAACUCACAGCAACAAAACUCAAUAAAUAUGCGUCAAAUGGAUUUAGACUUUAUUGACCAUCGUAAUAAUAAUAGUUCAGAUGAAGAAUCCAAUGAAAACCAACCAAAUGUUAUUGUUGUCCACGCUGAAGUCCACAGAGAUAGUUUGCAAUCUAUAGCCAGAACAUCCACAGAACGUGUGCAGGCGUAUAGAGCACGACAAAGGGAAAAUUUAAAUUCAUCGCAAUCAAAAUCACAGCCCAAAACAGUCGCAGAACGUGUCAGAAAGUAUCGGCAAAGACAGAGAGAAAAAUUACAUGCUGGUAAAAAUCAAACACAUAAUAUUGAAGAAAACAAUAAUAUGAGUGAGGAUGAGGAUGAUGGGGAACUUAUAGUCAAGUGGUGUAUGAAUAUGAUAAAAGACACUCACAAUCUUCACUUUAUGUAGCUUUGUCACGAGUUACUAGUCUAGAAGGACUGGUUAUCAUCAUAAAAAUUAUGAAAAGGAAUUCUAUCAUGGACUAAGGAUGACAGAAUCUACAUCACAUCUCCAUGAUGAAUUUAAAAGGCUUUCUACCCAAUCAUUCAUAGCAAUUGACAGACGAAUAAAUAAUUUCAUUAAUAAACACCAACAGGGACUGACAAUUUACAGUCUCAAUUGUCAAGGUCUUGAAACACCCAUGACAUUUGCGUUAACGUUUUAGAAAAUUCAAAAAUUUUGAUUUUCUCAGAGGUAGGUAUAUCAAAAGCCCUCUAGCGGCAUCGAUGAGGAUAUCCAUAUUCCAACUUUCAAUUGUGUGGUAAAAUAUUGACGACCAGAAGUAUCACAUGGAGGGGUAGCUUUUUAUCAUAAUACUAAGGACACAGACAGUACACCUUGACACUCCUGCUACUGUCUGAACAAGAUAGCGAUCGUCAGAUGUUUUUGCAGCAAUAUCAACAGGAAUUGGUGAUAUAUGUAUUGCUGAGUGUAAAAGGCCAAAUGGAAAACUUAAAGUUAUUGUAGCAGUCUACAUUUCACCAAAUAAUAACAUAAAGGAUAUAAUCCAAUUCAUACAUACAUGGUUGUUAAAAUUUAUGAAUUUUUACUAAAUUACUUGCAUUGAUAUUGUAUUUUUUUGAAAGCAAAUCACUUAUUGUUAUUUUAAUUAUUAUUAAUUAUAAGUAUUAUUACUAAAUUAUGUGUAUUGAUAAUAACAGUAGCGUGGUGAAGAUAAUUUUUUGAGGCCUGUGCCUCAACAUAAAUGGAUGGGUGACGGGGUGUACUGAUGUGAGGCCAUGAGCAUAAUAUGAGAUUAACUUGUCAUAAUAGAGAGUUAAAUAUUAACAAAUAACAAACCGUUGGGAAGGUAGGAGACUUGUAAAUUGUACAUUUUGUAUUUAUAUAAGUACUAAGUAGUGGUGGUGGUGAUGGUAGUAAAAAUAAAAAUGCAUUAGGCCUCACACACAAAAAAUG